Molecule: messenger RNA, 1644 nt
Organism: Closterium sp. NIES-65
Lineage: Eukaryota; Viridiplantae; Streptophyta; Zygnematophyceae; Desmidiales; Closteriaceae
Source: the annotation of a GenBank genome assembly
AUGGAAGACCUGGCUCUACGAGCAGGCCCACAACCAGUGGAUGGGGUUGACCCUGCUUCCCCCCUCCCUCCUCCCAGCUUCCCCCCUCCCUCCUCCCAGCUUCCCCCCUCCCUCCUCCCAGCUUCCCCCCUCCCUCCUCCCAGCUUCCCCCCUCCCUCCUCCCAGCUUCCCCCCUCCCUCCUCCCAGCUUCCCCCCUCCCUCCUCCCAGCUUUCCCCCUCCCUCCUCCCAGCUUCCCCCCUCCCUCCUCCCAGCUUCCCCCCUCCCUCCUCCCAGCUUCCCCCCUCCCUCCUCCCUGCUUCCCCCCUCCCUCCUCCCAGCUUCUCCCCUCCCUCCUCCCUGCUUCCCCCCUCCCUUCCCCCUGCUUCCCCCCUCCAUCCUCCCUGCUUCUCCCCUCCCUCCGCCCUGGGUCCCCCCCCCCCUCCGCCCUGCUUCCCCCCUCCCUCCUCCCUGCUUCCCCCCCGGCUACUCCCUGCUUCACCCCUCCCUCCUCCCUGCUUCCCCCCUGCCUACUCCCUGCUUCACCCCUCCCUCCUCCCUGCUGAACCCCCUGCCUGCUCCCUGCUUCACCCCUCCCUCCUCCCUGCAUCCCCCCUCCCUUCCCCCUGCUUCCCCCCUCCCUCCUCCCUGCUUCCCCCCUCCCUUCCCCCUGCUUCCCCCCUCCCUUCCCCCUGCUUCCCCCCUCCCUCCGCCCUGCUUCCCCCCUCCCUCCGCCCUGCUUCCCCCCUCCCUCCGCCCUGCUUCCCCCCUCCCUCCGCCCUGCUUCCCCCCUCCCUCCUCCCUGCUUCCCCCCUCCCUCCUCCCUGCUUCCCCCCUCCCUCCGCCCUGCUCCCCCCCUCCCUCCGCCCUGCUCCCCCCCUCCCUCCGCCCUGCUCCCCCCCUCCCUCCGCCUUGCUUCCCCUCUCCCUCCGCCCAACUUCCCCCCUCCCUCAUAGAGGUGAGCGUCACGCACCAGGUGACCCUUAGCUUUCCCCAUAUGCCACCCCUCUACCUUGAUCUAACCAUCUUCCUUGUCCCUCCCGAUGUACCUCAACAAUCCCUUCCCAUGUGCCUCUCCUCCCCCUCCCCAUGUGCCUCUCCUCCCCCUCCCCAUGUGCCUCUCCUCCCCCUCCCCAUGUGCCUCUCCUCCCCCUCCCCAUGUGCCUCUCCUCCCCCUCCCCAUGUGCCUCUCCUCCCCCUCCCCAUGUGCCUCUCCUCCCCCUCCCCAUGUGCCUCUCCUCCCCCUCCCCAUGUGCCUCUCGUCCCCCUUCCCAUGUGCCUCUCCUCCCCCUCCCCAUUACGUGACAGUGCUCUGCCGCAGCACACACCCCGUCUUCACUUCUGCUUGCAACUCAUACACGUUGAAGCUGCAGGGGCAGGGUGUGGGGGAGGAACCGGAUUGACAGGCAGGGUGAGGCAGGGAAAGAGAGAACAGGAGGGAGAGAGGAGGGAAGAUUGGCACGGUUGGGGGGGAGACGACUGGGGGAGAGAUGGAGUGCACGGAGUGCGGGGUAAAAGGAGCAGGGGAAUGGACGGCCAGCGCGCGGGUCAUGCGCGGAUCAUGUCGUCGCGCAGCACGACGCUCUGCGCACCGCACGCGGUGCAGAUGGCCUUUUCAACCGCGGUUCGUGCUGGCGACGAGGCAGCCUUCGGUUGCCGCCAUUAG